CUCAGACCAAACAACUUUUCCAGAGCUCCACAUCACAACGCGGCCACUUUUCAGCGAGGACACAUUUAUUUAGACUUAUCUGCACGGAAAUCGGAUUAUUCUGCUUGGACCUUUCUUCACUGUGUGUAUUUAUUAGUUUAGAGGACUUUGUUUCCCCUUUGUUUUAAAACUUUUAGGAAGUUGAAAUGAGGAAUCUUUGGCUGGUUUUCCUCGUCGGAUUGGCGGCUGGUUUCUUCACUGAAAAGAUCCUGGUCUCAUCCCAGCACCCCUCUGCACUGGACGAUCUGUACUUGGAGGGGCGCACGUCAGGUGACCUUCCGAUUGAUGAUGAAGAUGGUGAAGACGAUGGCUCAGGCUCUGGAUCUGGAGACUAUGAUAACAUCACAGAAGAGGCCGAACUCCUGAAGUUUCUCAACUUCUCCAAAUCCCAAUUUGGGAGAGACAUUGUUACCGUCGAGCCACUUCAGCCACAGUCAACAGCCGGGUCCCCGUACUUUGGGCCAACCUCUGCAGCGGAGACCCCAGAGCCCUCGACCACCGCGAGGGACUCUGCUCCAACAGCACCGACUGCUAGAGACAACGAUGAAGAGGUGGUUGAUUUUGGACCAACUAUGGACAGGACCACACAAGCUACCAGCCCUGUGCCUCCUAGUUACACCACUACCUUUGAUAACAGCAUUGAAAGUGGCAUAGAACAAGAGACAAGAGCUGAUGACUUUAACAUCCCAGAGAAGGACACCCAAAAUGAGAUUCUGAUCAUAGACGGACGAGGAGGCAGGAUUUAUGAGAUGGACUCGCCCAAAGAAGUCACCUCUGAAAACAUGUGGGAGCGCACGGAUGUUUUGGCAGCUAUCAUUGCAUGUGGUGUGGUUGGAUUCCUCUGUGCUGUCUUCUUGCUCCUCCUCCUCGCCUACCGCAUGAAGAAGAAAGAUGAAGGUAGCUACGAUUUGGGAGAGACCAAACUUACCAACACGGCAUAUCACAAAGCACCCACCAAAGAGUUCUACGCCUGAACUGAUGAAUGGGAUCAAGUGGAGUUUGUAACAAAUCAGGACACUCAGAUCUACUAGAACUGGAGAUAAUUUCUGUUGAAGUCUGAGGAUGAAAACUCUACUGUGCGCCUUAACUUUCUUCAUCCAGCCCUUCAGUUUGGUCCUCUGAUCAUUCCAAACUGUUUUUGAAGAGGACAAAAGGGAAUAAAAUUAGCUUGUUUUCUGCAUUCUCUCAUGUUCUUCUUUGGAGGGAGUACAAUGUUAAUACCCCCUUUUUAAUGAUAUAGCACUACUAAUGAUGACUGCAUCAAAAAAAUAUUUUAUGAACCACAUGAGUUAGACCCACUUUUGGGAGGCCAAAAAUUAUUGCUUGAUAAUCAAAUUGAUAAUUUACCAAAUCUUAACUGUGUUAAAACCAGCCAUUAUGCAUUUCGACUGCUGUUAACUCUUACAGUGGCCAGUAGUAUUAUGAAUGAGCUAAAAUGAUCAUUUUUAUAAUUUAUGUCAGAUAUGUCUUUCGACUUUUACGUUGCCUUGUUUUCUGCUCAUUAGGCAGUUGUAGUAUUUUCAUUAUAAUGAAAAUGUAUUUUAUUCAUAUUCAUUUGCUGUCAAAAGUGGUGUAAAUCCUUUUGCUUUGCAGGUACAUGAGUAUUUGUCAUUUGACAAUAGUAGAAAUUCCUAAAACAUAAUAUUGCUUCAUUGUUAUGGGAAAUGUUUGAGUAGCUAUUAGAUUUUAGUUUUUUAUGUUGAGAGGUAAUUUGUACAAAAUAUUUUUAGAGAAAUUUUAGUAAAAAUUUUUGCAGCCUUUGCAUAAUGUUACUAUUAUCAGGUUUAACAUUCAAGCAUAGUGAAAUGUGCAGUAAGUUUUUUCUGGGACACGUCUGUAAAGUAAUGACUAUAAUUUAGAAACUGUAGAAGUGAAGUGACCAAUGUUACUGAAGCCAAAGAGAACUCCUUUCCUACUGUUACCUCUGUACUGCUGUGUGUGUGUGUGUGUGUGUGCACGCGCAACAGUCACUGUGCCGAUAGCUUUAGCUUUGUUACAUAUCAAGGAGGGUUUUUACCUGGUACGAACAUUCCCAUCUUAGACAUCCAUUCCAACAAAUGCUUUGUCUGCUAUAGUUGUUGUUGACUGCUAUUUCUUUUUUCUUUUUGUGUCCACUGCGUUUUAUGAGGCAUGUCAGCAUACAGCUGAUGUAUGUUUCAUUUAGUUUAUAUUUGGAAUGCUGAAGUGAAUAGUUAUCAAUCUUGCAAAUCAAGGAAACUACCUACAAUCAUCAGCUGGAAAUAAACAGAAAUAUCUAAUGAAAUGACUGUGAUUUAGUGAUUAGUUUAAUGUUUGUGCAACAAUCCAAAGUGCCUCAAUAACCAGUAGUGCUUUUUCAGUGUUACUGACGAGCUUUUCAAGCUAAAUAAGAAUGAAUGAUCGACAGAUGUUUCUAUGUCAUUGGUACAGAGUGAUGUAUUCAGAGUUAAGGGGUGGAGGAACUCUACAGGACAUUCAAUACUGUGCAUAAUCUCUGUAAUUGUAUACAGUAUGUUAAUAAUGUUAUUGUGCCGUAAUUUAUGUGCUUCACUAAUCCAGGUGUUAUCUCCUCUGAAAUGUACAGUAUUUAGAAUUUUUGUGCAGUCCAAACUUAUUUAUAUUAAAGUCUUUGACAAGCCCAGGUUCGGUUCAUAUAGGUUUAAUGCCUUCUUAUUUGUAGAUUGCAGCUUUGAUUUCAUCUUUUGAAUUGACUAAAGCUUUUCAACAUGGUAAAACAUUGAGACCAAUUUUCCCACCAUUGGGACAAAGGACCACCAAAUCACACUGUGUGACUGAACCAAUGUAUUUUCAUGGGGUUCACUACUGAAUAAAAGCUGUAUGUUCAAAAUAAA
Messenger RNA from Boleophthalmus pectinirostris (great blue-spotted mudskipper), 2870 nucleotides. RefSeq names its product syndecan-2-like. The transcript has 5 exons. The coding region runs from base 186 to 1013 and encodes 275 amino acids. Lineage: Eukaryota; Metazoa; Chordata; Actinopteri; Gobiiformes; Gobiidae. The record is from RefSeq and is a predicted model, not a curated record. Gene Ontology annotation, biological process: cell migration. Gene Ontology annotation, cellular component: cell surface; membrane.